Molecule: messenger RNA, 546 nt
Organism: Penicillium macrosclerotiorum
Lineage: Eukaryota; Fungi; Ascomycota; Eurotiomycetes; Eurotiales; Aspergillaceae
Exons: 2
Coding region: 1-546 (181 amino acids)
Source: RefSeq, a predicted model, not a curated record
AUGCAGCUCCGCGCUUUUCUGUUUCUUCUUUUCUGCCAUAUCAGAAUAGGACUUGCACUCCAUGAACAUGUCAAACGCGGCGCCGAGACCAAUGCAACACUCUAUGCAUACGGUACCAACUCAUCCGCUUGGCCAAUCGCAUAUGGCCUUAACGAUGGCCUCCUAUAUGUCGCCGAGAACCCCGAGAACAGCGAUGCCAACCUGACGCCAUUAACCUGGGAUCUCGCUUCGAUCACCGGCGAGUGCUGGAUUGCCAACGCUACAUUUGUCAACGGCACCCGUGCCGGUUGCAUGUACAUCAUGCCGGAGGAUGAAUAUGCGGUUGGUGUUUUGCCUAUGACCCGAGUUGCGUAUCUCAAUGGCACUGUGUCGGGCUUUGCUUUGUUCGCUUCACAGCUUGUGUACAACAACAACACUCUCCUUGAAGCUCAAUUCUGGGCCAAGUCUACGGAGUAUAGUGGUGUCUACGGUCUGACAUGGACGAUUGAUGAUAGUGCACCAAGCGGCGAUUUUCCCGUUGUCGUGAAAGCUUCUGAGGACUCGUGA